Messenger RNA from Aspergillus homomorphus CBS 101889, 1028 nucleotides. Its product is annotated as cupin domain-containing protein. The record is from RefSeq and is a predicted model, not a curated record. Lineage: Eukaryota; Fungi; Ascomycota; Eurotiomycetes; Eurotiales; Aspergillaceae. Bases 281 to 937 code for a protein of 218 amino acids. The transcript has 2 exons.
AAUCAUGAUCCCUCCGCCCAAACUCAAUUCCACACGCCGCCAAAGCCAAUCUGAAUAAUCAACCCCCAAGCUCCCAAGAUUCCGACCGGACCGGCAGUCAACAAACCAAGAUCCCGCCACCGAAAUGAUGCACCGUCCCUCCCGAUGAACACAUUCCUCCGACCCAUCAUGACAUCAUGACAUCACCACCACGCAGACCAACUCAUCCAGACACAUCCAGAUUUAUAACCCCUUCUCCAACCACCAUCAACCCAUUACUCACCCAUUUCCCAGAAAUAAAAUGCCUCGAAUCUCCCCAUCCCUAAGCAGACAAUUCAUCCAGACUUCAUUCCCUACCACAUUCCAAACCCGUAUCCCUCGAAUUGCCGGACUCACAGCUUCUCUCUACCCUCGCUUCAAUACCACAACCACGAAAGCAACCGGCUACCGCGCGUACAGCACAAACAAAUACACGAGCGGCAACAUGACGACGCAACCGCCCAAGAACGAGAUGGUGUAUUUCCCCGGCGUGAUGUCGCCGGGCCGCAAGUUCGGCGUGUUCCGGAAGGUGCUGCACACGGGGCUGUACUCGCAGUUCGUGGCCAUGGAGGUGCCAGUUAAUGGGGAGAUUGGGGAUGAGGUGCAUACGGUCGACCAGACUUUGAUCUUUACGCACGGGAAGGGCAAGGCGAUUGUUGCUGGCAAGGAGCAGGAGGUCAAGCAGGGUGAUGUGGUCAUUGUGCCGGCUGGCACGCAGCAUCAGUUCCUCAAUGCGGGAGAUACCCCGUUGGAGCUGGUGACUAUCUAUGCCCCUGCUGAGCAUGACCCCCGCACUGUGCAUCAGACGAAGGAGGAAGGCGAUGCGCAAGAGGAGGCCGGCGAGGAUGAGGCGCCUGAGUGGAGCCAGCGGAGUAAGAGUGAGAAUGAGAAGAUUGGAUUGGUGAAGGUACCACAGUAGUGGGAUUUGUGCUAAGGCAGAACAUUCUCAUUGUAUUAUAUAUGAGGUAAUCAGAGUUUCAGACAAACAAAUCAACUUGAAUGUCACCCAA